Molecule: messenger RNA, 3909 nt
Organism: Mya arenaria
Lineage: Eukaryota; Metazoa; Mollusca; Bivalvia; Myida; Myidae
Exons: 15
Coding region: 51-2888 (945 amino acids)
Biological process (GO): cell-cell adhesion
Cellular component (GO): cell-cell junction
Molecular function (GO): cell adhesion molecule binding
Source: RefSeq, a predicted model, not a curated record
UAAGAACAUAUGUAAAAUAGUUGUAUUCAAUUUAUUAAUGUGCGCACAAAAUGGAAGCCAGCUUUUACGUUCUAUUAUGUUGCCUUGUGCUCGUUGAAGAUGCAUAUGGCUCAUGUGGUUCAUUGACAAUAAUGAAGCCUACUUUUGUGGACAGAAACAUCACCUUGAAAUUUGUCCCUCGUCAUCGAGGGAUCUCAAACAUUGCCUGGAAGUAUACUAAUGAGUGGGACGUAGCAAGAGAACACAUAGUAGAAUGCGUCGAGGAACAUUUUCAACAACAUGUUGAGGACGGGCCAUACUAUCAUACUAUGAUUUUCUUUGCAAAUAAACAUCACAAUAAUUCGAAAUUUCAUGUUCAAUGUAGCGAUGCAAAAGGCAACUCUUCAUCAAACACUGUGAAGCUACACUUGAAUGAAAUCAGGUCUGCGUGUGGCAAUCUGGUGCUACUUUCCCCGGAAAUAAAAUAUGGAACAAAUGUUGAAAUAGCUUAUUACCCUUCUGACCUUACAUUGGCCAACGAAAACCCUUCGUACAAUGAACGUUCAUGGUUGAAGUUGAAAGGGUUCUUAAGAGAGGUCGUGCAUCAUCGAAACGACAUUUAUGAAGAGAGGAAAAUAUCUGAUUAUUUGUACACUCUAACCAUCUACAAUUUUAUUGAGAAUAAAGCUGGGCCUUACGCUUUGAAAUGUGGAUAUACACUUGAAGACACCACAAACCGGUUAGACAUACAUGUGACAGAUAAGCCGCUUAUUGGGCCAAUAUUGGAUGAUUGCGUUUACGGCAAUGCAGACACUAUCAUAUAUUGCAACACAAGUCGUACGACAGGAAAACCCCGUGUGACCUUUUCCAUUGGAAGCAAAGUAGUUACAAUGCUAGAGAACGAAAAACAUCGAGGAGUAUAUACAGUUGUACUAGACUCAGACACUUGGAGGGACAAUGACGAUCAUAUUGUAACUUGCAAGGUCUCUAACGAUGAUUAUGUACACGACCUGAACAGUUCAGCAAAAUUGUGUUACAUGGAGAAAGGCUCGGACCCUUUUUUGAUCAUGCCAGAAUACAUCUACGAUGAAAAUACAACAGUUGGUUGCGAGGUGUCAAAUGUACGACCACCGGCGGUGAUUGAAAUAUUGGUAGAUAACCAAGCCAUUGAUGCUAUUCAAAAAGAUUUAUUGAACGAAACGUCAAAAACAUACACCAGUAAAGCUUCUAUAUUGAAGAUAGACAAAAAUUGGAAUGGAAAGAAAAUAUGUUGUCGUCGAAAAGCUACAAUUUACGGGAAUAUGGAAUCCACCUGUAAAACAUUAAACAUAAAGUAUUCGCCGACUGAACUGAUUAUGAACGUUACCUUAGCUUCAUCUAACGUUACCAAACAGUCAAUUGACGUUACUUGUUUUACGAUGGAAUCCAAUCCUCCUUGCGGUGUGAAUUUGUCGACCAAUACCACACAGUUGGUGAAAGAGUCCUCAAUGUUUUGGACAGAAAAUACGGCUAGUGGAUUCAAGAGCUAUAUUAAAGCUACUUUUUCGGCCGAAAUGAUGAUUGGCAGAGGAAUAAUCAAUUGUUUUACAACUUGCGACAAAAACUUGUCAAAUUUGAAAUCUAACUUUACAAUAUAUCUUCCAAAUGGCCCCGAUAUGGUGAAGGAACUGAAUGUUUUGGAAGGAAGUAACGUAUCGUUCAAAUGCAAAUAUAACCUUGGCGACGCUCCGCAUGAAUCAUCAGUGGUAUGGACAAGAGCCUCAAACAACCUACGUUGGGAGAACUGUUCUCUUGAAAUCACGUCUGUUCAGAGGUCUGAUGAAGACUUUUAUACAUGUACAUUCACAAGUGAAAUGGUAGUAUCUGAAGAGAUUCAUUUGAAUGGAAGCAAUUGCGGAACGCUGCGUUUAAAUGUGUGCUACAAAUCAACGGUUAAGGACUUUGCUGUUAUAGGCUCGGAGUACACAAAUAGUGUUACAAAAGCCGAAAACGACACAGCAGUACUAGUGUGUGUGGUUGAUGGUAACCCUAAUGCUGAAAUAACCAUCGCUAAAGCCGACGAAAUACUGGAAGUGGAAAAUAAUGGAAGCAAUCUGACGCACACUAUAGCUAGUUUGUCAUGCUUAAAUGCAGGCCUAUACUCGUGUACGAGUGCAAACAGAUACAACCGCGAUCGGCCGUCAAAGGGCUUUCUUGAAUUGCUUGUUUCCUGUUCGGUCAGACGCCCGUACGAUGGGAAUGUGAAGCUCAUUUUUUAUAGUCCAUUAAAUGAAAAUGUGACGUUAUCGUACACUGCUUUUGCAUACCCUAUACCUUUAACAUGGCAAUUUGUUUGGGAAAAAUGCGUUGGAAACGAGAAUUGCACGGAAGUUACUGCAAAUUUGUCCAAAUAUGCCAUAUCGACCAUCGGACUGUCGACUUCACUUAUUAUUACUCAAGUAAAUGAAAAGGACUAUGGACCAUACCAGUUAACAAUUUGGAAUGGUAUUGGUAGAGAAUUAACGGAACGAUUUCAAUUAAAGAAAGGUGAAAUAAGACAUUCCACUUUAACUAUUGGUGCUUCUGUCGGAGGAAGUAUCAUUGCUAUGGUUAUUGGAUUUGUUCUCCUUGUAUAUUGCAUUCGGCGAAAGGUUUCUCUCAGCAACGUGUGUGGCACCUGUGGUUUUCGUAAUAAAAAUUCCAAUUCGAGAGCAAAAGCGGUGGACAUGUACUUGACUUGCGUGCAUCAUUCAAGGCCAGUUACAGACGUAAGCCACUAUCAGAGCAUAACGGAUAUAUUGGAAGUGGAAACUCGUACGGAUGACGAAAAUGUCGGCGCACCGCAACCAUUACCCUACCAAUCGCUACAGCAAGUCAAUGUCGGGGCAACAAUUGAAUACGAUGACUUAUUGCAAGAGAAUCCAUUUUAAUAGAACAAACAGAUGGAUGAAUGCAUUUAAAAGCAGGAAAAAUUAUCAAAUGGAACAAUGAAAUACCACUUUCAUUUCCCUGAUAAAUCUCAAUAACGACCGGAAAUACAUAACAAAUACGUAAUUUCACAAGAAAAUGCAUUCAUAAUAGUAUUAAUCAUUCCAUUAAUCAGUUAGAUUAAGACUUUCAAAAAAUAUACGAAAACGAUAAUGAUUUAUUGAUAAAGGAACGUAUAAACUGGUAAUGUGGUCAUGGUCGGCAUGCCUUGUAACAAGACUGCUCAAGUUAUUAUAACAAGCCACUCAAAUACUCCAGAACAAUAUUAAAGAUAAUAUUAUAAGUAAUAGUUAGAUGACCUAAAGUAAAUUCUUAAUGAUUAAGAAUGGGCGGAGUGAGCGCUGCGAAAAAUCCAACGCAGGGAUUGUGUAUCAGAUGUGUGACAGUAGGCGGAUCUUUAAAUACCCGCGAAAGUGAAAUUCUUUAUGAUUAAGUCUAUUACUUAAUGAGUGUCCAUCUGCAAUUUCAUUGGCUGAAAAUGUAGGUUUUAUUCUUUAUAUUUAAGCUAUUGUUGCUCCGGGCCCUGUUAGGCUAUAUACGCGGUAAACCGUAUGACCGAUAAGUUGGAAAAUACGAAUGUGUACAGUUGAGGUUAUGAUGUCCAUUUAGACUACUCUUAGUUAUUCAUUAAUGUAUGAGUUCCAUACAUAAAGUGUGUAGUCUUGUUUUGCUCAUUUCCGUUUAUAACAUGUAUGUGUUUGUAUAUGUAUGUAUAAUUAUUUUUUGUUGAUCUUACUGCGAAUUUUUGUGUCGUUUAGUUUUGCAUGAUAAAAAUAUCAUUUACUGCCUAAGUUUUAUCACCAUACCUAACAACAUUCUUUCAAGCUUGUUUUCAGAAAAGAAAAUGUUUUCAUAACUAUAUUAGUUUGUUCACUUAAACAGUUAUUAAACUUCUUUACCGAUUGAAAAGGCCAGAGGUUCGCUUCUGGUGCUUCAUUGGUGCUUGUUUAUGUAUUAUUCUGU